UAGCGCUCAGCUGCUGGAGAGGUGAGCACCACUCCGGCGGCCUCUCCUCCACUUCAUCGCGGCUGCAGCCUCGGCUCCGAGACAGAGAGACAGAGAGAGACCCACUGUCUCUGAACACGACCCAGUCCUUCACACGUCGGCCUGCCCCCUCUCCGCUGCGUUUUUCUUCACGCACACUCGCGGAGCUGCUUUUUACGCGUGGUUGGAUGGUUUUCGGUUCCCCCGUCUGCGGCGCUGUACACCACCUGCACCGCUCCUGGCUCAGGCUGCAGCAUCGCUCCACAUUCCUGUGAACCGGACCUCACUCAGUCCGAAAGGUGCAGCAGGAUGCAGGGUGUACUGCCUGUGUGUGGACUGCAGCCCCUGCUGGCCCUCCUUCUGCUUCAGACUGCAGUCUGUGGCGUGACCAGUGCCGACACUGUGGUGAAUAUGCGCAAAGUGACCCAUCUGACCAUAAGCGAGGAGCUAUCCAAAACCGUUCUCCUCCCCUGCCUCUUCACCCUCCGCCAGAGCUCAUCCCAUGAACCGCCCAGGAUCAAGUGGACCAAGGUCUGGGGCCAAAGAGGCUCUGACGGCCUGCAGAAGGAACAGUCCGUCCUGGUGGCCAAGGACAAUGUGGUCAAGGUGAAGAAGUCCUUCCAAGGUCGUGUAACGUUGCCUGGUUACAGCAUCAAUCGCUACAAUGCCAGUCUUGCUCUGACAGGGCUGCGUUCCAGUGACUCUGGUUUGUAUCGCUGUGAGGUCGUGGUGGGCAUCAACGAUGAGCAGGACACAGUUCCCCUGGAGGUCACAGGUGUGGUAUUUCACUACCGGGCCCCUCAUGACCGCUACGCUCUGUCCUUCACCGACGCCAAGAGGGUGUGCGUGGAGAACUCGGCGGUCAUCGCAACACCAGGCCAGCUGCAGGCUACCUUCGCGGACGGUUACGACAACUGUGAUGCUGGCUGGCUGUCAGACCAGACCGUCCGGUAUCCCAUCCAGUCGCCUCGGCCAGGUUGCUAUGGCGACCGUGAGGACUCACCUGGAGUCCGUAACUACGGCAAUAGGGCCCCCGAUGAGCUGUUUGAUGUUUACUGCUUUGCUGAGCAGCUUCAAGGCGAGGUCUUCCACUCCACGGUGCCUGAGAGGCUGAGCCUGGCCACGGCCUCCACCCACUGCCACUCCCUGGGGGCCCAGCUGGCCACUGUUGGGCAGCUGUACCUCGCCUGGCAGGCUGGUGUGGACCAGUGUGACCCCGGCUGGCUGGCGGACGGCAGUGUCCGCUACCCCAUCAACGUCCCACGGAAGAACUGCGGCGGGGACGAGCCCGGGGUGCGGACCGUCUACAAUAACCCCAACCGCACCGGUUUCCCUGACACCACAGCGCUGUUCGACGCCUUCUGCUACCGAGCACGCCAGCCUGCAGGGAUCCAGACUGCAGAGGUUCAGGCUUCACACCAGACCGUCAACGCAGCAGCACAGGCCACCUCCUCAGUCACUGAAGCCCAGCACACUUCCCCUUUCCCCAAGACUUCCACCUGGACCGGCCUGGUCGACCUGGACAAAGCAGGAGUGCGCUCUAUCGCCGGGAUCGACAACUCCUCUGAGAUCUCUGAGGAGCAUGUCGUCAUCCACUUAAGGCCUCAGGUGGGUUGGAAAGACGGACAGGAUGUUAUGAGAAGCAGCCAGGAGAAUGAUCCUCAGAUUAGCAGCAACACCUUGGGCCUUUCUGACCUUGAGAGCGUAGAGAGUCAUGGAGGCUCUGCCCACGAGGAAGAAGACGGCGGCUUUUUGGGAUCUGACAACCCAAGAUUAUCCUCCACAGCCUCUUCAACUCCACAGCCUCAAACCACCAACAGUGUGCUGGCCGAGUUUGUGAACACUCUUAUGAGACCCUUAAGGCACUGGGCUGGAGGUGGGGAGGGUGAGAAGACGGAGAAGGGACUUUCAGUGCCUGAGGAAAACGUAGGAGAGAACCAGACGCAGGGUGAAGCAUCCAGCAGAAACCUCAGUGUGCCCAACGCCGUCAGAAACAAGGGCAACGUGGACAACGCCAUCACAGAGCAGAGGAGCGGGUUCUUUUCCUUCAGGGCUCCUGCCAGUCGACAGUCGAGUACAGCAGAAGGUCUGUCAGAGCAGGAGAGAGAGGUGAUGCCAUUGUUUCGCUUAGUGCCUGCAGUCAAAAAGACAGGGCAUAUCCAGACCAGCACCCAGGCAGGAGAACGAGUCUCCAGCACGUCUGCAGAUGCCCCUCUGUCCACUGCUCAUGAAUUCACUGCACCAAGACCCAAUGAGGGAUCACCUCCCAGUGGACAUGUCAACAUAUCCGUCCCUCAGGGACCCAGAGGAGUUCCAGCUUUUGCUCCAGACCCCAGCAGGCACUUUCAGUGGGUCAUUGAGUCCAUGCGUGUCUCUAAAGCAGGACCCCAUGGAAAUGUGGCCUACGUGGGUAAACAUCCAACCUGGGGGCCCAUGGAAGCCAAAGCAGGGCCCCUUGAGGUUAUGACCCUUCCCACCUCCCUUCGACAGGACAACCAAGAAAAUUAUUCAGGCGAGGGGAGGGAUAAGGACGUAGAAGAGGCGACACCUCCAUCAGCUGGUCGAACAGUGUCAGAGGAGGAGAGGGAGAUGGAGGGGAGCGGAGAAGGAAGCAGGUUUCCUGGUGGGUUUGGAGUAAAAGUCAACAAUAUGAGCAGCGGUGGUGUCCAACCGAGCCUUGAAACAGAGUCCUCGCUCAGCCAGAGUGAGCUUGUGACUGUGUCUGAGCUCACCACCCUGUCCCAGUGGCAGCUAGUGGAUCAGCCCGCCACCUCACCUCAUUCUCAGAAGACAGACACAGCAGAGGAGGCCAUAGGGGGGGUGUUCUACGUCCGCCGGCCCACUGAAAACCUCUCCUCAGCCUCCUCACACAGAGGGAAAGAUACGUCAAACUCAGGAUUUACUCCUGUUUUUAGGAAGAAUAGCAAAGACACAAGCAGAGAGGAGUUGGAGACUUCCACAGCCGAGGCCUUGAUGGAGGUGCUGACAACCUCUGCGGUGACCACACCGGAGCUUCUGAUGACCAGACACACUCAAAGGACAGAUCCUACAACAACAGACAAUCCCUCUCACAGCUCCCCAACAGAGGAGCCAUCUAUUUCCAUUUCAUGGGUUCAGGAGGACAAAACAAGUACACCCAACAUUCAGGAAGAUCGAGCCACUCCAGCACCUAGUGUGGGACCUCAAACGACUACGGGAGUCCUUCAGUUGACUACUCUUGCAUCCGACUCCAAAGUUGGCGCCACAGAAAUGGAAUCCAGGUCUGCAGUGUCUGACUCUUUCAUCGUGGGCAGUCGGUGGACACCUUUCAAAGGAGUGGGCCAAAAAUCCGAGGAACACAAGGCCAAGGAGACGACGGACAACAAAGACAGAAGCAACCCUUUCGGCAUUCUCAUACCCAACUGGGCCUUUGGUCUCAUCCCUUCAGUGGAGAAUAACCCGUGCCAGACCAACCCCUGUCUCCAUGGAGGGAGCUGCCUGCAGGAAGGUGACGGCUAUAGCUGCUACUGCCCUCAGGGCUUCUCUGGGGAGAGCUGCGAGAUCGACAUUGACGACUGCCAGUCUAAUCCAUGCCAGAAUGGAGGAACCUGCAUCGAUGAGAUCAACUCCUUUGUGUGUCUUUGUCUGCCCAGCUACGGAGGAGCUACUUGUGAGAAAGACACAGAGGGCUGCGAGCACACGUGGAGGAAGUUCCACGGCCACUGCUACAGGUACUUCAGCCGCAGACACACCUGGGAGGAUGCCGAGAAGGACUGCAGGGAGCACAGCGGUCACCUGGCCAGCAUCCACAGCCUGGCCGAGCAGAACUUCAUCAGAGGUCUGAGCCACGACAACACCUGGAUCGGUUUAAAUGAUCGAACAGUGGAGGACGACUUUCAGUGGACCGACAAGAUGGACCUGCAAUAUGAGAACUGGCGUGAAAACCAGCCAGACAACUUCUUCGCUGGAGGAGAGGACUGCGUGGUUAUGAUAUCUCAUGAGAAUGGCAAAUGGAACGACGUGCCCUGCAACUACAAUCUGCCCUACGUCUGCAAGAAGGGAACAGUGCUUUGUGGAGCCCCGCCCCCUGUGGAUAACGCCUUCCUGAUUGGUCGGAAGCGUUCCCACUACGACAUCCACUCCGUUGUGCGCUACCAGUGCGGCGACGGCUUCCUGCAACGCCACGUGCCCACUGCUAAGUGCCGCGCCAAUGGCAAAUGGGACCGACCCAAAAUCAUCUGCAUAAAAUCCCGGCGAGCCCACCGCUACCGGCGCCACCACCACAAGGGCAGGAGGGAGCGCAGGAAGCACAAGAGGCACGGCCACAGAGAGGGGGGCCACCACGGAGGGGAGGCGGGCCAGGGCCACAACCACGUCCACUUCUGAACCAAAACAUCCCCUUUUUCUCCUGUGCUGCCGACUUCAGUUUGCCUGACUCCCUCUUGUCCACAUUUCACAACCUUACAGCCCAAAACUCUCUACCCAAGCCCUCCCCCAAACCCACCCUUCCUCCCUGCACUGCCCUGCCCUUAGCUCCGAGUCAGCCUGUGUCAUUGUCGAGUCUGAGGCCUGACAAAGCGCUGCCAGGUUUUACCAGGACUGAAAAACAACUCCCUUUAUACUCUUUUUACUUUCUUUUCCCUCUUUUACUUUCCUGUCUUAAGCUGUCUGUCUCUUGACCCAGUUUCUCUCCCUUUCAAGCUCAACAAUGACCUGAAACAUGGGGCUACGCUGACCUGUUUUUUGAAAAAAAAAAAAAAGAAAUACCUUUGAGAUCCACAGCGAACAAUCUUCAGAGAGAAGUGGUUUAGUACAACCUGUAAAUAGGGACAUCGCUGAAAAUGCCAUAUCAAAAUCAGACGAGUCAAGGAAGUUUGAGCCUCAUGUUGUUGACUUGAGCAUUUUGUCUGUUGAACACAUUUUUCUUUUUUACUGACUGUGUUUCAUUUCUUGACUCUGCUGCUUUUGGUUUGCUCUUUGUAAGACAAUGUAUUUGACUUUAAACGACAUGGAGUUCUCCUGCAACAUAUUUGAUUGAUUUUCUUUGAAUCAGAGGAGCAGCUGUAAUUGUUUAAUUUGAUUGUUAGCGUUGUAUCUUAUUGUCGGUGUGAGACAGUUACUUUAGAUCAGAUGAUAAACCCCCAUAGGAGAAUGGAAAAUGCAUUAUAACUCAAUUCAGUUUCGCACAUUACACAUCAGUCACUGUUCAGAUGUGUCGAACGAUCUCAAACGUCUCUUGUUGUGUCAGACGUCCUCAGCUGUUGUCGUCGAGGGUUAAUCUGAGCGAUUGAUGUCAGUUUGUCUGAGCUUAGCUCAGUUUUCCCAUAUUUACUUUGUCUUUCCUCAUCGUUUGUGCUGCUGAAGGAACAUGUGCUGUGAAUUAAUCAAGCUGAUGCAGCAGGAUCAAGUUCAUCUCAUUCAUCUCUCUUUCUUUUAUGUUGGAGUUUAACUUGUUUGGUCUGAUGAGAAGAAUUUAUGCUGUCAGCUGUGUUUAGUACAAAGAGAGCCUUCUCAUAUGUCACAGGCGGCACAAGAUAUGACAAGUCCGAUAAGAGUCGGUUUAGGCUGCGUCCUAAUUUAGGGCCAUGUAGACUGCAAAGGCCGAACCAAAUGUUCGGUCUACGGAGGAUUUCCCUGAUUUGUGUCAGCAGCUUGUCCCAGCCUUUGCCCCUUGAUUUUUUAACAAGAGUUGAAGCCCGACACAUACUUUUAAACAUGUGAGCAUUGGAUGUUUUUGUCUAGUUGCUUGCCGCCACCAUUAUCUCUUUAAAAAAACAGUUCGUCACCAAAGCGCAAUGAAUCCGGGGAUAUGUUGGCUCGAGAAGGAAUCACCUACUGGAGCCUUCAUUGCUCGGUGACUCUUUUGUUGGCCUCAUAUGAGGGAGGCUUCUAAACGGAAGAGUCUAGUCAAGGGAUAAAUGUUUAUUUUAUGUUUAUCCCAACUAAAACUUAUCAUUACAUUCUGUCAGGUUGAGAAAUGUCUUGCAUUUUUUAACACUUAAACCAUCAUAAAUUGUUUUAUUUACAUAUAUUCACAUAUUUACAUAUAACGUUCAUCUUAUAAAGUUGUAAACUAUUGACUAUUUACACAUUCAGCAGAUAUGGAACACCAUUACAAUACUAACCUUGUGGAAUAUUUGCAGUCUUUUAGCUCAGUUUUGGUCUCCUCCAACCUCUGAGGUAAAAGCAGCUAAAUAAAAUGUCACUGUGUUCAUUAGGUUAUCACUUACUUUGUCUUUCUCGAAGAUAGCGUUUAGUAAAAAUGUUUUAAAUCAGUUUGCUGCAGCUGCAAAUAACACUGAGAGCAGUGAGAGAGAAUCAAAAUGGGUGAUAAAUAAAACAAUUUAUUGAAGCAGCAUUAAAUAUUAGAUUAAACUAACUUAAGAUAACAGUUUUUACAGUACUCUGUGUUUGUGUGUGUGUGUACUUGUACUUAUGAGGACCAUUUUAAGAAUAGACCUUACAAAUUGAGGGCAUUUUGGAAAAGACUGCUCUUAAGGUUAAGCCCAAUUCAUGCUUCUGCGUCGACCGGCGUCGUAGCUCCGGUGAAGCCUAAGCGUAGACGUGUUCCCUACAGGGAACUCUACACAGUACCCUGAAGGGCACCUCCCCAAAAACUACACGUCGAGGCGAUGCAGAUGCAAGAGCUGUGAUUGGUCCGCUUGGUAGCAUCGUAUUUCCAGCAGAGAGUAUUUUCGGAAUCUCCUGCUUUGCCUCAAUCGGUUUAAAUGUCGUACAGACCAUCUCCUCCAAUGUCUUUCUACACACCUACGCACAGUGUCCUCACUAAGAUAGAAGUACAAGAAUGUAUGUGUGUGUGUGUUUGUGUUUAUGAUUGAAGAUGUUGACAGUGGCUCCUCAGUGGAUGAUGAUAGAGAGCGGCAGCGGAGAUUAAGACUUCCCCAUUUCUGGGGCAGACGGAGUCUCGGCGCUCUCACACCUGUGCUUGUUCCUGCUGCGUGUCCUGCUUUAAAGAGCAGAUCGAGACGACUACUACAGGCGCUCUGCUCUCUUUUCCCCUCCACUUUACUGCCGGGUUAAAUUGCUGUUUUCUUAAACCCAGCACUUAACGUGGGAGCUCCUGGGAUUAUAUCCCAAACACUGACUCCGACACUUUUUAUCCUUUAUGAUUCUCCAUCUCGUUCUGCUUUUUCCCCCUUCAACACCUCUUUUUAUUUAUCUCCCUCACUAAAUUUUCUUUUCACUGUCUUUUUACAACUGAAAAAUAGUGGAAGAUAAGCACAGUUAAAUUUAAUUUAACCUGCUCUUUUAUUACGAAGAGAAUACACGCAGUGUUUUCAGCAGUCUGUCAAACAAACUAUAAAAAUAACACUAAAGCAGAAUUGAGUAUUAUAAAGCCACAUGAGGUAAAAGAAAAAAAAAAUCAAUCAUGUGCACAUUAAUUCUCCUCCUUUGUUUGUCUCCUCUCACCUUGACAAUGACACCAGUCUUCUGCAUGGAGGGGGACCGUGAUCCUUACACCUCUGUAUCAGUUUAAUUAAUCUACCACAUCACUAAUUAACAAGCUGCAUUAUCUGCAGAACCACAGAGCAGCGAUGACGGGGGAAGGGUUAGGGUGACGGACAGGGGGUCCAGAGAACUGUCGCAGCCGUCAAACCACCGUCGUCUCAUAGAUGUCAGACUGCCGGGGGCCUCUUCUUUUUGGGGAAGAUGGAUUGACCACGCGGGAAUGACAGACAGGAGGAAUUCAAAUCUGAGCCGAUGCCCUGAGACAGUGCAAUUAGAGAUUCAUUAAAGCUCAGCACAAACUUUCUGAAAAAAUGAUGUGAUGUAGAUAGGGAAGUAAAAUCAGGCUGGAAAACAGUAGCGGAGACAAAUUGGGACAAAAUUAAAUGGAAGAAUAGAAGACAAUUUAUUGAACUGUUGAUGGAUCUUCUUCCAUGUCUUUGUCUUGCCUCUACAGAGAUUAUUAGGUCUUGAACAAAAAUACCACACAUUUAUGCAAAUCCUCAACUGUCACUCAAAUUGAUUAUACUGAUUAUUGUGUUUUUUUUGUAAAGUUUGACCUGACAUCUUCCACCAAACCGUCAAAAUAAAACUGUUUGCUGUGGUGAUGCUGCCUCCUGGGCUGUGUGGUAUUUUCUGUCAGUCAGAGCUUUUUUGCUUUGUGCUUUGUGACGGCGUGAGGCUUUCUCAAAGCAGCUCCCUCACAAUAACACUUUAAGUAUCGAAUGCACAAAAACACAUUUUUGCAUCUUUAGAUUUCAAAAUGGCUGUCCCUCUUUCCUUUUAACUCCUCCUUUUAUCAUCUCCUCUGUUCCCGCACCCUCUCGCUUCCCCUCAUCUCAAGUUGAAGCCCAGAAAAAGCAGACAGACAGCAACGAAGCCUCGUGAUUGUGAGUCUUAAUUUCUCUCAAUUAAUCUCACGCUGUGUCCCGGCCCAGCAGCGAGUCUCACACCUGAGGCGAGAGCUGCAGGCAGAGCAUCGGACGCCGUCACCGUGCCGCAGGUCUCUCCUCAGGCUUAGCAACAGAUCCUAAUCGUGACCCCGUCGUUCCCCUCACAGCUGAGGUCGUCUGAGUUCAGCCGAGAUGAGAUUGAAAAGGGAGUGAGUUUGCGGUGUCACUCUCGUCUAAACAGCUGAGGCAGGAACACAAGAUUGUUACACAAAACAUCUUUUGUGGAAGAAUGUGUGUUUUUGUUGAAUCAGUGUGACAGAAGUGUGUGAACAAGUCAGAGGAUAUUGACUGUGUGUGUGUGUGUGUUUGUGUCCCAGCAGGUGGGAGCAGCAGCAUUCUUAGUAUUCUUACACAAAUAAAAAGCACAACACAACCACAAUAUACAAAAAAUGUUUUAUAUAUGGGAGAGAAACACAGUAAUGGGAAUAUGGAACACUCACAUUUCUUCAAGCAUUACAUUAAAUAAAGUAAAACAUAAGAAGCCAAUCAGACCUCCUUAAAGCAUUUACCUGCAUGAUAUACAAAUUCAAUAUUUUGUGUCUUUAUGAUACCUAAAGGCCAGAUUCUCUAUGGUCUAUGGACAAUAUCAAAAACAUGGAAACGAAUAAGCCGCAUUGUUCUUGUUCCUCUGUAGAGUGAGGUCACUUUGCCCUAUAGAAUAAUUAAAGCUACUUAACAUUUUGAAGGUUAUGUUUGAGCAGAUAAAUCCAUCCAGUACACUUUUCAUCAUGAGUAUCACUCUCAUUAGAGCCCAUUGUUAUGUUGAGAAAUCCAAAGCUUGACCGACCUACUGGGCUUGGUGAACGGUUGUUAAGAUCUGAUUGGAGGGAGUUAGAUUCUGACCCUGUGUUUAAGUCCAUUCACAAACUAAGUGUGACAGAAAACUAAGAAUCUCUUGUUUCCUACAUGAGCUGUAACGACUUUCCUUUUCUGUAAACCUCAGGCACGUGAACGCAGAACUCGUCGGGCAAUGACAACCUCGUGGAAGUGGUAGAGGCUGUUGUCCUCAGCCGCACACAGACAGACUAUUGAUUUCAUGAUUAGCCCGUCUGUCUUUGAUUCCUAUUUAGUCUGUCGAUGGCAUUGACGGCACAAUUGCGUCGAUUGACCGCUGGAUAUUUUCUAAACGACAGGAAAACAGACCGUCCUUGUUUACUCCGCUCCUCUGUGUCAUUUGACAGGUUCUACUCAACUAUUGUUUAUCAUCAUCAUCUCAUAUUCUUGUUCUUAUCUUCAGCUCAUCAGACCUUUCAACACUCUCUCUCUCCUUCUUCGCCUCUUGUGCUUUACUGCAUCGCCCCUUAACUUCUUAUGUACAGUUGCACCCCUGCUGGUAUUUGUGUGACACUGCGUCUCUGUCUGAUGCCGAGUCGAGGCGAUUCAUCCCUGUCAAGAGAAUGGCUGUGUUGUGUUGGGAUGGAUGGACGGAUGAAUGGACACGUAUUACAGUGAGCGACUGAGUAAUGAAAGAGACAAACAGCAGAAAUCAAUAACAAACACUCCGUCUCUCCUCUGUGAUGUAAAUACUCUGAAGCUUCUCCUUUUGAUUUGUUUUAAAUCCAUUUAAACUCUGAGGUGUGUUUGUUGCUUAGCCUCCCUGGACCACGUUCAUACAGCCAGUGAAGAUCCGAAACCUGUCAUCUCCCUCUUUCUGUUCCUCCCUCACACACACACACACACACACACACACUGCUGUUUUAAACUGCUGCAUCAGAGCAACAGACGCGCUGGACUACACACGGUGCAGGAGAGCCAGAAGCAAGGUGACAGUUCACCGCACAGACCAACAUUUCUCCUUUGGCUCUGGUCCCUGCACAACACUUCAGAAUGUGGCUGCUGUAGCUGUGUGUUAACUGUGAGCACAGACACAAUAUAUCUGCAACUGAGCCCGUCUGCUGCCGUGUGAAUGUGGUCCACAAGUAUUUUUCCAUAUUUAUUGAUGUAUGUUCUUAUGAAUUCCAGUCCUGUCAUUGUAUUAUAUUCUUUACAAGACAAGCGAUCAUUAAAGGAACCUCUUGUUUGGAUCUGUUA
This is a messenger RNA of Hippoglossus stenolepis (Pacific halibut), 10448 nucleotides long. RefSeq names its product neurocan b (gene ncanb). Gene Ontology annotation, biological process: cell adhesion. Lineage: Eukaryota; Metazoa; Chordata; Actinopteri; Pleuronectiformes; Pleuronectidae. The coding region runs from base 328 to 4383 and encodes 1351 amino acids. The record is from RefSeq and is a predicted model, not a curated record. The transcript is spliced from 16 exons. Gene Ontology annotation, molecular function: calcium ion binding; hyaluronic acid binding.